UCUGGCGGAUACUUGGUCUGUUAGGCAGAAAAUAAUAUUUUAUGUCAAAUUAUGUAUAAUUUUUAAUUUUUCAGCUUGUUAUGAAUGUUUAAAUAUAACAUACGCAUUCCCCUUUUGUAUUUGUUGCGAUUUUUUACUUUUAAUUUUUUAGUAAAAAAUUAAAAGUACAUACUGAGAAGGUGACUCUGCAAAAAAUUUGGUUGUAGUGGGGCAUUAAUGCUAAUUUUAUGCAUGCGUGAGGUGACAUGCAAUAAUAGAUUGAAGCCGUAUUGAAUGAACACUGCACUUCACGUGAACUUUUUGUAAGGAAUCAAGUUUAGUCCUUAUAAGGCUGCAUUUGUGAAUGACCAAAACACAAAUUGAAAUACUCACCUUGAAUUUCAUAAAUUCAGGCAUACCCUAAAGAUUUGAGUGGUUUUGUGCGAGAGGAGGCAAUUUGUGUUGAAUUUCAGCCCGAAAAGAUGGAAUUCGUGAGAUACAUAUAUGUGAGAUACAACGGAGUCGUCGAUGGUAUACACUAUGUUGGCGGGGCUACGGAGGUCCUUCCCCUCUUAAAUGAAACAGUUGCGAGCCUGAUAUACAGCAUCAACAAUGUGCUGACAAUGCAUUCGUUGAGCCCGAACUAUCAAUUGUAUUAUUUGGCGACCAAUCGAUUUGGAAGGGAGACGAAAUGCGUAAUAAGUGACGACGAUGAUGUGCAAGGCUUGUUGGAAACUGCCGAAUAUCCCAUGGUGUACGUUGAGCACAACAACGACCCGGUCGAAGAAGCGUACAUCCCUACUUUUGAUUUUGGCCAGGCUUCGGGAUACGGAGAUGAUGAAGCACAAUCUAGUCAGUAUGAGACGUCGUAUCAUGCUCGCGAGAGCGCGCCUCCAACACAGUACUUUUCAUGGGAUGGGCAACUGUUGGACGAAUCCGCAUGGAAUCUGAAUGAAAUGUGCGGGAGAUUCAACCAGGUGCGGACGGAUGACGAUUCUGAUGAAGAAGCCGUACAACCUGAAGACGAAGCCGAAGAACCUGAUGACGAUUCUGAUGAAGAAGACGAAGAAUACGAUCCAACGAACGAGUCGGGCACAGAUUCUGCCGCCUCUGAGGAUUUAUUAGACGAUGAUCUGAUAGAGUUCACGGCGACCGAGCGAGCAGGUUGGAUCCGACAAAGUAGAACCCGUCACGGAAAUCCGACGGACUCGACCGGUGAACUAUCUAAUUGGAUAGUUCCGUUGAUUCCAGUGGACGCCACGACUUCGCUCGUUGCUCGCGAGAGUGAGCUGUCCAGAGUUGCUGAUUUGGGGAAGAACUCUUUUUACAACAGUAAAGAAGAAUUGGUCCUUGCUGUUGGCUUCUGGAAUAUGAAGCAAGGGGCUGAGGCAAAAGUUGUACGCUCAGAUCAGGGACGCCUCUAUUACAAGUGCAAGCACUCUGAUAAGUGCAAGUUCGAUGUGCGUGCAUCUUGUCACGGCGGAGGGAUGUGGGGAGUGCAUAAGUUUAAAGAGCACUCUUGCGAAGGGGAGUUGGGCAUUUUGAAACGAAUAAAGGCACAUUCGAAUGUGGUUGCAGCUUAUGUGGAAAAAAGAAUACGCGAUGACGGAGAGGUCAUUAAGCCGAAAUCUAUUAUGUCGGAGUUGUUACGUGAAUUUGGCGUCAGAAUCAAAUAUGAUGUCGCGCUGCGUGCAAGAAAUCUCAGCUUAGAGAAGAUAUACGGUCGAAUUGAUGAUUCGUUCCUUCUUCUGCCCAAAUAUUUGUAUGCCCUAACUCAAGCGAAUCCAGGCACCGUGAUGGAUUUCGAAGUAGACGAAAACAACCGGUUCAAACAUCUGUUUCUUGCUCUUGCGGCUUCCAUCACACCUUUCUUCUUUUCGCUUCGGCCAGUGAUUGUGGUCGACGGCAUACACUUGAAGGGGAAGAACAAUGGCAUUUUGUUCGUCGCCGUGACAAAAGACGCAAACGAGCAAGUUUUUCCGUUGGCAUUUGGUGUCGGGCCGAUCGAGAAUGAUGAGUCAUGGAAGUGGUUCCUCUCAAAUGUGAGACAAACUUUUGAACAAAAUUAA
Salvia miltiorrhiza (redroot sage) is the source of this 2048-nucleotide messenger RNA. RefSeq lists its product as uncharacterized. Bases 462 to 2048 code for a protein of 528 amino acids. Lineage: Eukaryota; Viridiplantae; Streptophyta; Magnoliopsida; Lamiales; Lamiaceae. The record is from RefSeq and is a predicted model, not a curated record. The transcript is spliced from 3 exons.